This is a messenger RNA of Dentiscutata heterogama, 554 nucleotides long. The record is from the annotation of a GenBank genome assembly. Lineage: Eukaryota; Fungi; Glomeromycota; Glomeromycetes; Diversisporales; Gigasporaceae.
AUUUUGAAAGGUCGAAAAGGAUAGAGAAGAAGGAAGCUAAAAUCAAAAAAGAGUUGGAAGAAAUCGAGACACUUAAUAAUGUUGCUGGACGGAGCACAGAGAGGAUUCAAAGUGAGAGUGAUCAAGUUGAUAGUGAUGGAUCAGCUCAAGAUAUUCCAUGUGAAUUUGAGAAACAAUCCGAGAGCGACGGGCCCACACAUAAUGCACCAAUCUGUGGAUACAGUCCUCGUUUUGAUUGGGUUAUUGAUAAAGACGAUGUGAAAUAUGCCGGUGACGAAAUUUGUACAAUUCAAAAGGCGCGUUGCAAAAAGCAUCGUAAUUGGCAAAGUCGUAAGAACAUGCAGAUAGAAUUGGCAAAAGCCAAUAAGAAAGAUCACCUUUUAAAACUCGCCGGAGAGAAGAAAUUAAUAAAAGAACAAAUGAGGAAACGAAACGAUAUGGUAGAAGCGAUAAUAAAUGAAACAAUUGAUCAUACGGCCGGGUAUAUUCCACAAGACUUGUCUAUACUGACGAAAAAAUUUAAAGACAUGGAAAGUUUCAUUAAUGACUUGUAA